UUUUUUUCCUAAUAAUUCUCAAAUAUGGCCGGAGAUGAUGUUCCUCCGCCACCACCGCCUCCUGAAAUUAAACCCAAUUCCCCCUUUUACCUUGGUUCUCAAGAUCGGCCCGGGGAUUUUAUAACCCCUACUCGAUUGAAAUCUGACAACUAUGAUGAUUGGGCUGCUGAUGUGCAAACCGCAUUGGAAGCUAGGCGCAAAUUUGUGUUCUUGGAUGGUUCUAUUAAUGCCCCUAUUUCACCAUGUACGCAGUCAGAUUGGACGGCUCUCAAUGCGAUGUUGAUUUCUUGGAUUACCAAUAUUAUUGACCCAGAGGUACGAUCUUCUCUUUCUAAAUUUCGUGAGGCUAAAUCACUGUGGGAACAUCUUAAGAAACGAUUUGCUCAAACUAAUGGCCCUAGAAUUCAACAAUUACGUUCCUCGAUUGCUAAGUGCGAACAAUCCCGUAGUAUGUCUGUCUCAGUGUAUUAUGGCAAAUUACAUUCUUUAUGGCAAGAGUUAGAUCAUCAUGAGCCCUUACUUUCUUGUUCUUGUUGUUCAAAGUGUAUUGCUGGCCAAUUAGAUGAAGCUAGGCGUGAAAAAUCGAAAUUACAUGAUUUUUUGAUGGGAUUGUAUCCUGACUUUUAUGCAUCUUUAUGGUCCAAUAUUUUGUCUCAAGAUCCCCUUCCUAGUUUGGAUCGUGCAUAUCAGUUAGCAGUGCAGGAGGAACGGGUACGAGCAGCAAAGCUAGAGCAAGAACAAACGUCUACUGAGGCGGUUGGCUUUGCUGUCCAUGCAGCAGCAGGUCGAGGCUAUGAGCAGCAGCCUUCUGAUCGUGGUAAGGCAGCUCGGGAGGGGCAAGGUUCAGUGUGUUUUUUAAAUGCAAGAAAUUGGGUCAUGAGGCCUCACGUUGCUGGUCAGAAAAAACUUGCAACUAUUGCAAGAAACGAGGUCAUAUUGAGGCAAAGUGUUUUAACCUUCACGGAAGACCCCCUCCGAAGGAUGACAGCCAGGGGGGGAAAUAUGCGAGUGGUCGAGGCCAAGGUCCAGUGCGGGCCAAUGCUGUUUCAGGUUCCAAUACAUCUUCUCAAGGAGGAGUGUUCUCUAGUGAACAAUGGAAGGCUAUCACGGGUCUGUUUGGUAACUCCAAUGUUCCUGAUAAUCGCUUGA
Chenopodium quinoa (quinoa) is the source of this 1149-nucleotide messenger RNA. RefSeq lists its product as uncharacterized. The transcript has a single exon. The record is from RefSeq and is a predicted model, not a curated record. Lineage: Eukaryota; Viridiplantae; Streptophyta; Magnoliopsida; Caryophyllales; Amaranthaceae. Bases 25 to 1149 code for a protein of 374 amino acids.